CUCCUCCUCCUCUUCCUGCUUUUCUUUCCUGCUACGUCAUCACUCCGUAUGAGCGGCUAGGCUAACUGUAUCAGCUGUAUACUUGGUUGCUUCCGCCAAUGUAAACAUGUAGCCGGUUUUUCGAUUUAAUCCAAGUGCUGGUAGGCGGUUGUUAACCUGUUUGUCAGUGGUCCCAGCAAUGAUGGCUGUGUUCCUAAAAAUAGCCGCUAUGGAACCAGGGCAGUGUAGCGCGAGCUUAGUAAAUAGCUAACACUGAAUAGCUAGUUAUCUACCAGGCCGUGUUUUCAUGGGGCUAGCAUUGGUAAUUAAACAGUUUUCAUUGACAGCCACGCAAGGCUAAAGCGGAGUUAGCAAAAACUAGGGAGAAUGGAAAGUAGUGCUAUCUAACGAGGACGCAUCAAGACGUACAGACACCAUGAAGAAGUCUAGAAAUGUUGGAACAUCGUCGCCAGUGAAUGGAAAGCAAGACUGGGACACCAGACGGAAGAGGAAAAUAGCGGAUAUCACACAGGCACUGAGUGUGAGUCCAGUGGACGUAGCAGCUCUGAGGAGGAUGGCUAUCAGUGAAGGAGGACUGCUGACCGAUGAGAUACGGUGCCAGGUCUGGCCUAAGCUCCUCAACGUCCCCCUUGAUGUCUUGAACCAAGAGCCAGACACUGUAGACCGAGAAAAUAACAAAGACUACAACCAGGUGUUGCUGGAUGUCCAGCGUUCACUACGGAGGUUCCCACCUGGUAUGCCAGAUGAGCAGAGAGAGGGUCUCCAGGAAGAGUUAAUCGACAUCAUCCUCAGAGUUCUGCAACGUAAUCCCCAGCUGCACUACUACCAAGGAUACCAUGACAUUGUCGUGACCUUUUUAUUAGUUGUGGGAGAGCAUCUUGCAACUGCUCUAGUGGAAAAGCUCUCCACACAUCACCUCAGGGACUUCAUGGAUCCCACUAUGGACAACACAAAACACAUUCUUAACUAUCUGAUGCCCAUCAUUGAAAGGGUCAACCCUGAGGUGCAUGACUUCAUGCAACAGGCUGAGGUGGGUACAGUCUUUGCUCUCAGUUGGCUCAUCACAUGGUUUGGCCAUGUCCUGUCAGACUUCCGCCAUGUUGUCCGGUUGUAUGACUUCUUCCUGGCCUGCCAUCCAUUGAUGCCCAUCUACUUUGCUGCUGUGAUCGUGCUGUACAGAGAGGAGGAGGUAUUGGAGUGUGAAUGUGAUAUGGCCAUGGUUCAUCACCUGCUAUCCCAGAUUCCCCAGGAUCUACCCUAUGAGACGCUCAUCAGCCGAGCAGGAGACCUCUUUGUACAGUUUCCCCCCUCUGAAUUGGCUAGAGAGGCUGCUUCACAUGAAAGCAUGGCAAGCUCUACCUUUAAGGACUUUGAACUUGCAUCUGCGCAGCAACGACCAGACUCAGUUCUCCGUCGCAGACGCAGACAAAAGCAGGCUGCACUGGAGAGCUCAGGAGUGAGCUCUGUAGUUGCAGUGGCCCAACCUUCAGCAGCACGGCGGUUUGUUCGACUUGCAGUCAUGGGUCUCACAGUGGCUUUAGGGGCAGCAGCUCUUGCUGUGGUCAAUACUGCUCUUGAGUGGGCCCCCAAGCUAGACUUAUUUCCUUGAACUGCUUUUCUUUUACACCAACACUCCAUGUAUUCUGUCCUCUAAUAAAUCAAGCUGGUGGGUCUGCUA
Molecule: messenger RNA, 1678 nt
Organism: Pundamilia nyererei
Lineage: Eukaryota; Metazoa; Chordata; Actinopteri; Cichliformes; Cichlidae
Gene: tbc1d20
Product: TBC1 domain family, member 20
Exons: 8
Coding region: 416-1609 (397 amino acids)
Biological process (GO): endoplasmic reticulum to Golgi vesicle-mediated transport; positive regulation of GTPase activity
Cellular component (GO): endoplasmic reticulum membrane
Molecular function (GO): GTPase activator activity
Source: RefSeq, a predicted model, not a curated record